AUGUCCUACCAAAUGCACCCGCAGGGCCAGGUGCCCUACGCGCAACCACAUGCCCCCGUUGUCCACGAGUCAGUUAAAAAGUCCAUGUCCAGGUGGUGGCCCGUCUCCUUCUUCCUCCUCGCCCUCGUCUUCUUCAUCGCGGGCGGCGGCCUUUGCGGCGGCUGGGCAGCCAGCUACGACAGCUACUACGACUCGUACGGCAACGGAGGCCUCUUGCUUGGCGCCGUCGUCUGUUUCGCCAUCGGCGGUGUUUGCAAGUUCGUUGCCUGGAUCCUGCUCAUCGUGUGGUGUGUGCGCGGACGCUCGCGGACGACUAUUACCUACGUGAAUGCUGGUCCGCCGCAGCAGCCGCCGUCGGGCGGAUACUAUCCUGCUUCUCAGCCGCAGGCGUACAACGGCGGCGUACAGGGCAAGGAGGCACAUGCUCCUCCUUCGCACCAGGAGACAGGGCUGGCUUAG
Messenger RNA from Ustilaginoidea virens, 459 nucleotides. RefSeq lists its product as uncharacterized. The record is from RefSeq and is a predicted model, not a curated record. The coding region runs from base 1 to 459 and encodes 152 amino acids. The transcript has a single exon. Lineage: Eukaryota; Fungi; Ascomycota; Sordariomycetes; Hypocreales; Clavicipitaceae.